UGCCAUAUCUUGUCUAUAUAUAAGACACUAGCUUAUGGUGCCUAAGUAUUACUUCUCUAUAAGCACUAGUUUCUCAAUGGCUUUUUCACUUCCCGUAGCCCUCAUCACUACUUACAAAUACCUAUACGGAUGUGCAUUCUUGUACUUCUCUUUAAGCACUAGUUUCUCCAUGGCUUUUUCACUUCUGAGAACCCUCAUCACUGCUUACAAAUACCUACUCGGAUGUGUAUUUCUGUACUUCUCUAUGAGCACUGGUUUCUCCAUGGCUUUUUCACUUCUUAGAACCCUAAUCACUGCUUACUUAUACCUACUCAGAUGUGCAUUUUUGUUUCACAUUCAUGUUGCUCUGAAAUUUCUCAGUAUUGAAACUGUACAAUUAGUUUCUUCAUCAUUAUUACCAUCACAACCUUCUCUCGCCGAAGAAAUUAUCACUAAAGAGUUGGAAUUCAGCGUAAUUCAGUUCGGAGAGAGCAUCAAUUUGAAGAUCAGAAGAGUUAACAUGGCACUUGAUGGAGUAGUACCGUUUAAGCUCCAUCAAAAACUCGCACAAAUCACAUUUUCACUCCUCAGAAUCCUCCUCCGUACUUGCGAAAACAUGCUUGUCCGUGUCCUAAUUUUCCUUCUCAAACAUGUCGCUCUCAAGAUCAUUUUGGCUCAAAAUGACUCACCCUGUUCAGAUCCAAUAAAACCCAACAAGAAUUUCACUUCUACGGAGCUGGAGUGUAAUGGAUCAGGCGAGUUUAAACUAAAAGAGUACAUGAAUUCGAAGCGCAAAAGAGUGAACAGAGCACUUGACGAAGCAGUCCCACUAAAAACACCCAAAAAGAUUUGCGAGGCGAUGAGGUACUCACUUCUUGGUGGAGGAAAGCGGAUACGACCAAUGCUUUGUAUCGCUUCGUGUGAAUUAGUAGGUGGAGAUGAAGCUUCAGCAAUGCCAAUCGCGUGUACGAUUGAGAUUAUUCACACUUGUUCAUUGAUUAUCGAUGAUCUUCCUUGUAUGGACAACGACGAUCUUAGGCGAGGGAAUCUCACUAACCACAAAUUGUUCGGCGAAGAAGUUGCAAUUCUCGCUAGUGCCGCACUCUUCUGUCUUGCGUUUGAGCAUGUAGUGUCUAAGACCAAAAAUGUUCCACCGGACCGGGUGGUUCGAGUGAUCAUGGAGAUGGGUUCAGCGAUCGGGACAGACGGGCUCGUUGCGGGGCAAUUUGGGGAUCUUGAGUGUGAAGGGAAGGAAUUAAGUUUGGAGGAAUUAGAGUACAUUCAUGUACACAAGACCGCAAGGCUAUUAGAGGCGUCCAUUGUUUGUGGAGCGAUAAUGGGAGGGGGGAAUGUGUCGGAAGUCGAAAGACUUAAAAAGUAUGCGAGUCGUAUUGGGUUGUUGUUUCAAGUCGUGGACGAUAUUUUGGAUGUGACACGAUCCACGAAGGAGUUGGGGAAGACUGCAGGCAAGGAUUUGGCGAGCGACAAAGCUACUUUUCCUAAACUGAUGGGGCUUGACAAAGCGAGGAAUUUUGCGCAAAAGCUGGUUGAUCAAGCGGUAGAAGAGCUUGCGCAUUUUGAUGCUGCAAGGGCUGCACCUUUGUAUCAUUUCGCACAUUUCAUCGCUGACCGUCAAAACUAGUGUUGUCGUAAAACCCUAGAUCGAUCGAGUCAUUGCCAAAAUCAUUAUUUAAUCCGGUUAAAGAUAAAAGAAAAUGCAUGAGUCCUAGAUUACUAAGCAAUAAGUGUUGAGUGUGGUAUAUCUGAGACAGACCCACAGACCUGCCUUUCAUAAUUGUACUAAUUUUGGGAGUGUGGGGAGUUAUUGUCUUUGGACCUAUCUCCAAUGCAACUUGUACCAUAACUUGACAUUAAAGCUCUCUAAUUAUUUUGGAACAG
Tripterygium wilfordii is the source of this 1878-nucleotide messenger RNA. RefSeq names its product geranylgeranyl pyrophosphate synthase, chloroplastic-like. Bases 35 to 1621 code for a protein of 528 amino acids. Gene Ontology annotation, molecular function: prenyltransferase activity. The record is from RefSeq and is a predicted model, not a curated record. NCBI's taxonomy places the organism in Eukaryota, Viridiplantae, Streptophyta, Magnoliopsida, Celastrales, Celastraceae. Gene Ontology annotation, biological process: isoprenoid biosynthetic process. The transcript has a single exon.